AUGUAUGAAUCGAAUUAUCGAAAUGUACCAUUAAAUUUUGGCAAUAGCGAUUUAGUUAUCAAUGGAGAUGCUGGCACAUGCAAGAAAGCUUAUUAUAAAAGUGAAAUUUUAGAUACAAACAAUAUCGAAUCAUUUUAUAACGCAAAUACUAUACCUAAACAAAAUGAUUUGAGUCCUCGUCAUGGAAAACAUACUCAUGAUACUAUUUUUAAAUAUAGUAAUUAUUAUUACUGGGCUAAUACUAGUGAAACUUUUAUUUUUUCAUUUGGUGAUGGAAACGAUUGGAAAAAUUUUAAGAUUAGUCGAGUCGUAGAUGAAAGUAAUGCAAUUUAUGAAUCGAAUUAUCGAAAUAUACCAUUAAAUUUUGGUAAUAGUGAUUUGGUUAUCAAAGAUGAUACUGGUUAUUGCAAUCAAACUUAUUAUGAGAGUCAAAUUUUAGAUUCAAAUGAUUUUAUUAUCGAAGAAAUGGAGAUUUUUAGAUUUUAUCAAACUGAAUAA
Funneliformis mosseae is the source of this 498-nucleotide messenger RNA. The record is from the annotation of a GenBank genome assembly. Lineage: Eukaryota; Fungi; Glomeromycota; Glomeromycetes; Glomerales; Glomeraceae.